GGGUGCGAACACACUAAAACAGUGCAGACUAAGCUUACUUGUAGUCGCAGUAUUCUGCAAGGCACCCGACGUCAUGUGCUUCCUUCCACUCCUCCUUCCACUCCUGCUUCCACCCCCCGACACCGUCGCUGUAGGGAAGGCACGUACCGUGGUCAACUGGGAUAUUGGUGUAGCAGGAGAUGACUUGGCCGAGAACCGAAACAUGGCCAUGUUGUGAGUCAAAUUGACUUGUCUCCAGAAUUUAGGGGUGACGCAACGCCGAGCGGUUCGCAGCAGGUGGCGCAAACGUGCGAGAAAGAGCGCUCGUGCGUCCCACUCAUCGAGACCGGGAAGCCGCGUCUACGUCGACACCCAAGUUUGUUCGCCAUGGAACAGCAACCUAGUACGUCACAGGCGGGUACCGCGUCCGAUGCGCCUCCCUCCUCGCUCCGUCCAUCAGCCCCGGGCAGGAAGCGGAGCUCGUCCGGGGCGAGUGGGUUGUUGUCCAAGCUUCCGUUUGUGCGCUCCACAGGAGAGCACCGCCCGCGAUCCCGACGCAACACCAAUGAGACAGACUCGGCCGGCCCGACCCCAACACUGCCGGUGCCAUCCUUCGUUACGAUUCCGGCCGACGCUCCCCAGCGCACCGUUCCCGCAACCGCAACCGCGGCCCCACCCCCACCGCAACCUCAGAUAGCGCAGCAUUCGGCGCUGCAGACGACGCAGAAGACACGACGGCGUAGAGGGUCGUUGCGGAAGGUUGCCUUACUCGGCCGAGGCGCCCAGCGAGAGCGACGCGAAGGGCGGGGAUUGACAAUUGAUACGACGCUCGACGAUGGGAGUGGCCGGAUACCGUACCAAGUCGUGACCUCGGGUGCGGAACACAUGCUAUCCAGUCCGGCGCCGAGAGACGGGCGAACCACAGUCACCGCGAUACAGAAGGACAACCGGGCGGACGUACGGCACGGUCUCGCCAUCUCAGAGAUGACCCCACGCCCGGGCAUGGACGAUUACCACCCCCGAUCCGCUACUUCCAACUCGGACCAGGGCGCGACACCCACAGCACCCCAAGUACUUUCCCCGAACAUGGAGAGGCCAAAGCCCGACGCAGCCAGGCAGGCCGCCGACAGGAGCCCGAGCAUGAGCUACAGCACGACCGACGACGAAGAUGCCCUGCACAUGUCCCGGUCCAACCCGGCAACCCUCCCCAUUCCGCGUUCCGGCAACCCGUCCGUCUCGCUCUCGUCGUCUUCAGCCAUCAGCCUACCACAUCCGGAGCGCGGCUCCAUCUCUUCGGGAUCUGAAUCCUACUACCUCGCCCGCCCGCCCGGCGGCGGGCUCAGCAGUGGCGGCAGCGCCAUGGGCGGCGCGAUCUCAUCGACCCAGCGACGCCGGAGCGCCACGAUCCAGCGCGCCAAAUCCCCGCUAGCUCUGACCUCCCUGGCCACCCCGCUCCCGCAGCCCGACGCGGAGUGGGACUACUCCGAGACGGAGUGGUGGGGCUGGAUCAUACUGCUCGUCACUUGGGUCGUCUUCGUCGUCGGCAUGGGCUCGUGUCUCGGGGUGUGGAGCUGGGCGUGGGACGUCGGCACCACGCCCUACGCGCCGCCCGAACUCGAGGACGACCCCACGCUGCCGAUUGUGGGCUACUACCCGGCGCUGAUGAUCCUGACGGGCGUCAUGGCAUGGGUUUGGGUGGUGGUGGCGUGGGUCGGGAUGAAGUAUUUCAGGCAUGCCCAGGUCAGCGGGGAUUGAUGGAUGUGGUCUUGGUCAAGCUUAUUUUUCGAUGGGUGAAUGCUGAGUUUUUUGUGGGUGGUGUAAUGGCUGGUAUACUUCUAAUACCCCUCAGUCAUGGUUGUAAUGAACUGGAUGCUAUAUCACGUCACCCCUUGGGACCGCGACGGUAUGCAUAGAACCCGCGGAGAGGAAAAAGCUGAAAAAGAAUAAUGCAUUAGCGAGAGAGCCUCUUUAUCAUCCAGUUCCUGAGCGUAGCAUGAUUGAU
Molecule: messenger RNA, 1981 nt
Organism: Thermothelomyces thermophilus ATCC 42464
Lineage: Eukaryota; Fungi; Ascomycota; Sordariomycetes; Sordariales; Chaetomiaceae
Exons: 1
Coding region: 964-1734 (256 amino acids)
Source: RefSeq, a predicted model, not a curated record